Microthlaspi erraticum is the source of this 438-nucleotide messenger RNA. The record is from the annotation of a GenBank genome assembly. NCBI's taxonomy places the organism in Eukaryota, Viridiplantae, Streptophyta, Magnoliopsida, Brassicales, Brassicaceae.
AUGAAGCAAGUCGUUGCCGGUGACGGUUACGAUGUAGCAACGGAAUCCGAGAGUCUGUUUAUGCCCAUAUUGUUCGUCUGGUACUGCAACUGGAAAUGGCGAGUAGACGUAGAAGAAGACGAUGAAAUUUGGGGGAAAUCUAAUCGGAACAUUGAUAAGGUUUGUCGCCAUCGCCCGGCUAUAAUCCAUAAGAUUUUCCCAGCGGUCAUUUUCUUUCCAAAUAUCGCCAUGGCAGAUGAGGAAGCUGUUGAUCAGAAAAAGCACCUUGAGGAAUCUUGCAAACCAAAAUGUGUGAAGCCACUACUUGAAUAUCAGGCGUGUGUCAAGAGGAUCCAAGAUGAUGACUCUCGCCACAAACAUUGCACUGGGCAGUACUUUGAUUACUGGCAUUGUGUUGACAAAUGUGUCGGCCCUAAGCUGUUCCCGAUGCUAAAAUGA